UUUUUUUGAAAAAAACAGAGAGAGUUAUCCCACCUUUACGGCGCUUUUAUUUUCCGGUUUUUCCGCCACCUGAAUUGUUAUUUUUUUUUCUUUUUCUUUUUCCUUUUCUUUCCUUCCUAUUUUAUUCAAAUCAACAUGGCAACUUUGGUGGCUUCAAACACUUGCGCUUCUUUAGAGUGCAGCAAUUUUGCCAAACUUCAAUGUCCAACAUGUGUCAAACAAAAUAUUGCAGAAGGAUCUUUUUUCUGUUCUCAAGAUUGCUUUAAAAAGACUUGGGGCGUUCAUAAAUCAAAACAUGCUUCCACAAAGAAAUUAUAUGAUCCUUUCCCAACAUUUAGUUAUACUGGUCCUCUUCGAGCUGUAUAUCCUUUGUCUGCUCGUAGAGUUGUGCCUGACUCUAUUCAAAAACCUGACUAUCAUAUUACUGGUAUACCCAAAUCCGAAUUUAAGUCUCGUGGUGCUGCUAUUCAAGUCUGUAACGAAGAAGAAAUCAAAGCUAUGCGUGAAGCUUGUCGAAUCACUCGUGAAGUCCUGGAAAUUGCUGCCAAAGCCGUCCGUGUUGGCAUUACUACUGAUGAAAUUGAUCGUAUUGUGCAUGAAGCCACUAUUGAACGGGGUGCUUAUCCUUCUCCAUUGAACUACAAUUAUUUCCCAAAAUCAUGUUGCACUUCAAUAAACGAAGUUAUUUGUCAUGGUAUACCAGAUCAACGACCUUUAGAAGAUGGUGAUAUCUUGAACAUUGAUGUUAGUUGUUUCUACAAAGGAUUCCAUGGUGACAGUAAUGGAACAUACUUGGUGGGCAAUGUGGAUGAUGUUGGCAAGAAAUUAGUACAAACCACCAAAGAAUGUUUGGAAAUGGCUAUUGCUGCUGUGAAACCUGGUGCCCGGUAUCGCGAUUUUGGUAAAAUUAUUGAAGAUCAUGCAACAAAGAACGGAUUUUCUGUGGUACGAGCUUUCUGUGGUCAUGGCAUUAAUCAAUUAUUCCAUUGUGCUCCUAAUGUUCAUCAUUAUGCAAAUAACAAGGCUAUUGGUAUCGUUAGACCUGGUCAUAUUUUUACCAUUGAGCCUAUGAUUUGUGAAGGUGUAUAUCAAGAACGUCUCUGGCCUGAUAAUUGGACAGCAGCCACCAAAGAUGGUAAACGAUCAGCUCAAUUCGAACAUACUUUAUUGGUAACUGAAACUGGUGUGGAAAUUCUUACUUGAUCCUUUAGUUGUUAGUUUGAUUUGGAGUUUUUUUUUAUCAUCAUCGUCGUUUAUUUAUGGUUAUGCACAGAAGAAAAAGGGACUUUCUAUUGACAUUCUAGUUAUCUUUUUUUUUUCUUUUUGGACAAUAAACUCAAUUGUGUAUGGAUUCACAGCAUCAAUUCAAAAAAA
Messenger RNA from Halteromyces radiatus, 1374 nucleotides. RefSeq names its product peptidase M24, structural domain-containing protein. NCBI's taxonomy places the organism in Eukaryota, Fungi, Mucoromycota, Mucoromycetes, Mucorales, Cunninghamellaceae. The transcript is spliced from 9 exons. Gene Ontology annotation, molecular function: metalloaminopeptidase activity. Bases 136 to 1203 code for a protein of 355 amino acids. Gene Ontology annotation, biological process: proteolysis. The record is from RefSeq and is a predicted model, not a curated record.